AUGGCGGAGGAGACGGCGAUGGGCCGUCGGAUGGUGGAUUUCAUUUCCGGAAGAAGCGGCGGCAACAGCCGACGACAACAAUCGCGUACAACAUUAACGUACGCUCUAUUGCUGAUAGUGUGCACCGAAUUAACAGUAUCCCACUGUUGCUACGUCUUCCCGAAAGAAAUCAAAGAUCCCUGCGAGAAGCUGAAUUGCUCGCAAGGCUCGCAAUGUGUGCGAAGCAGGGACGGCAAGGAGGCGACCUGCCAAUGCUUGGAAUCCUGCCCAAAUUUAGGGGAUCACGAGGGAUCGGGACCUGUCUGCGGCACGGACGGGAUCGACUAUCCGACGCUGUGCGACCUAAAUCGAGCUGCUUGUGAGAAAGGUGCUAACAUCACCGUGGCAUUUCGUGGCAAAUGUGAUCCAUGCGGAGGCAUCGAGUGCUCAAAACCAGAAGUCUGUCAGCUGGAUAGUUCGAGGCAACCAGUCUGUCGCUGCGGGGAACAAUGUGGCCUGGAACUUUCGCCGGUUUGCGGAAGCGAUGGCAAAACAUAUUCGAACGAAUGCAACCUUCGACAGGAAGCCUGUCGCUCGAGAUUACCGCUCAAGAAAAUCUACAACGGUGCAUGCAGUUCCGGUAAUAAAAAUCAUUAA
Molecule: messenger RNA, 636 nt
Organism: Mycetomoellerius zeteki
Lineage: Eukaryota; Metazoa; Arthropoda; Insecta; Hymenoptera; Formicidae
Product: agrin-like
Exons: 3
Coding region: 1-636 (211 amino acids)
Biological process (GO): cell differentiation; regulation of BMP signaling pathway; multicellular organism development
Cellular component (GO): extracellular region
Molecular function (GO): protein binding
Source: RefSeq, a predicted model, not a curated record